Messenger RNA from Ophidiomyces ophidiicola, 1350 nucleotides. RefSeq lists its product as uncharacterized. NCBI's taxonomy places the organism in Eukaryota, Fungi, Ascomycota, Eurotiomycetes, Onygenales, Onygenaceae. The record is from RefSeq and is a predicted model, not a curated record. Bases 1 to 1350 code for a protein of 449 amino acids. Gene Ontology annotation, molecular function: protein binding. The transcript has a single exon.
AUGGAAAAAAUUCCGCUAGAGCUUGCAACUCUCUCUCCAGAGCUGCUGCUCGAGAUUGCAGACCAAACGGACACCCAACGUGACCUCAACAAUCUCGCCCAAACAUGCCAUCGGCUCUAUGAUCUGUUAAACCACUAUCUGUACCGCCGUGACAUUAAAAUGAAGUGGAAAAAGGCCCCAGCGAUCUCGUGGGGAAUCAAAAAUGGCAGCCCUACUACUGUCGAAAUGGCUCUUGACGCCGGAGCGGAUGUUCAUGGGCAAAACAAACACGGCGAAACCUUACUCGAGGAGUUAUUCCUGUCCUUGAGGCCCUCCUUCUCCAAUUUGGAGCAAAGAUAUUGCAUCUCGAAUGCCGUUGAUAUCUUGGCUUUGCUGUUCGAUGCUGGAUUUGACGUAAACGCCGAGUAUGCCAAAUCCAUGACGCCUUUGAAAGCCGCCAUUAAAAGCGGCUGCGACUCUUUGGUUCGCCUUGUUGUGGAGAAAGGUGCCGACGUGGUUUGCUUGAAUGAUGAGCCGGAGUGGACUCUGAACUGCGUCUAUGGAACCCUAGAUGUUCCCACCAUCGCCUUCCUUAUCAAAGAGGGAAUUAAAUUGACUCUGAUCGGAAAGGAUGGAGAGUCUGUGCUUCACAGAGCGGCGAGGCGCCAUCGGCCUCUGACUUGCCAGUUCCUCAUCGACAGCGGCAUUGCAGUCGAAAUUAGGUCUCCAUCGGAGCAAACGCCGCUCAUUUACAUGCACAGCUCCAUCUAUCGCGGCGAAUCUCAGACCCGGUACGAAAACACCGUGCUGACAUUGAUCGACAAUGGUGCAAACAUCAACGCCAUCGAUGUAAGCGGAGCCACAGCCUUUCACCAUGCGUGUGCCAAUUGUCCAGCGAAAUCCAUCGAAUUUCUCCUCGGCCACGGCCUUAACAGAAGAAUUCCUGAUAACAACGGCAGGUCGGGAUUGAUCUGGGCCAUCAAGCGACACAGGCAUCGAUCCAUGCCGUAUUUGCUAGACAUCGGCAUGAACGUCAACGCCCGCGACGACGACGGAGCUCCGGCCUUGCAUUUCGCAGUGACCGCGCGGUCAGCCAGCAUCGCCACCAAGAUCAUCGCCGCCGGCGCCGACCUCGACGCCCAGGACAUGGAUGGCAAUACCGCUUUGCACAUGACAGAAGACGACCGCGUUGCCGCCGUUCUGGUCAAGCAUGGUGCAAAUGUGACGAUCCGCAACGAUGCCGGGUUGACCGCUCUCGACUUCGCGCGCAGUGCUCGCAAGUCCUCCCACUUGAUCCGCUUUCUUGCCAAGAAUGAUCCGGAGUAUCUGAAGCUCAGAGCUCUGGCCUUGACUGGGUUUUUUAACCCCUAA